This is a messenger RNA of Desarmillaria tabescens, 1935 nucleotides long. RefSeq lists its product as uncharacterized. The coding region runs from base 1 to 1725 and encodes 574 amino acids. The transcript is spliced from 3 exons. Lineage: Eukaryota; Fungi; Basidiomycota; Agaricomycetes; Agaricales; Physalacriaceae. The record is from RefSeq and is a predicted model, not a curated record.
AUGUUGGCAAUGGAACUGGAGGGAGAAUCUCCUGAUAUUUUCGACGAAGAGUGGGCCUAUUAUGAAGACCAGUUUAAGUUGGUAAUGGAUGAGAUGCGCAAGUAUAACCCUCCUGAGGUUACUCUCUCCGCCCUCACUGAGACCGGUCGAGACGAAUCAACAAUUCCUGUGUUGAAACAACGGUCAUACACUGGUAGAAAGGUGAUUUCCUCUGCUCUUGCCGACACUCCCUGUGCCGAUCUUGGUGUCCAUGGAGUGUUUGAGAAACUUAACGUGAUACUCGGCACCUCAUACAAUCUAUCCUCUACAAUGUCCUCACUUCUCGAAUCUUACAUCGAAAAUAAUUACGAUUUUGGCAUGGCCUACGCUUAUUUGCGCUUCUACUGGUUUCACUCCGCCAUCACUGAUAAGCUGUUGUGCGAGAAACAGAGGGACGAGAAAAUGCGCAGCCAGGUAAUCGCCGAUGACAUGAUCACCGAGCGGAACAUGCCCCCUCGACGCGUCUGGGAUCUGUAUGCUAAUCGGGUGGUGCCAUACUGGGUUGGGAUCAUAUCCUGGCAGGGGAUAUCCCAUGCGUGGCUUGAUGUGGAAGAGCGUGUGGAUGUGAUGACACCCAUCAACGGGUACGAGUGGCCCGUGCCACUGCCAAAGGAUGCUGAUCUUAAUCUCAUUCGUGUCGAGAUGUUGAACUUCGGAGCAGAGUAUGCAUGGUUGGAUGUUCUGUGUGUGCGGCAGAGGGAUGGGAUUAGGGAGGAUCUACGCAAGGAGGAGUGGAAGUUGGAUAUCCCCACGAUUGGAGGGGUGUAUGGUGUCCGCUACAAGGACAAGUUGGAUGGAGUGGUAUGUUACUUAAGCGGACUCGGUCUGCCGCUGAAUAUCAAACCGGGCGACCUUGAGAGUGACCGGUGUUGGUUCAGACGAGCAUGGUCACUACAGGAGGUCCCAAACGGCUCUGAUCCGCUCAUCGGCGGGGAUACUGGCGAUGACAGAAUCAUGGACAAGGAUAUGCAAACGACGGUCUAUGAACGUCUGCGAUCCUUGUCCCAGAUGCGACUAAUUGGCAUGCCAUUUAACAUCCUGUCACAGAUGCAGGAGCGGGUGUCAAUGAGUCAUUUGGACAAAUUUGCAAGCUUGGUAUGCCUGUUCAACAUGAAGUAUAUCCCAAUUUUCGAUAUCGAAGGCUCGGCAGAGCAUUUCUGGGCAGCCGUUAUGGAUGCCAUGUCGCGUUCGUCUCGGGCAGAUUUCUUCUUCUACUAUCCUGGGCCUGGGAACGGAAAAGUAUUUUGGCGACCAUCGUGGGAUCAAGUGAUGACAUCCAUACUUCCGAGGGAUGAGGGGCAGCCCAAUGUCGGGGGUGUUGAUCGGACAGAGAAGAUAGAUUCUGACUGGUAUGAGGGACCACGGAUUGACUCGAUCUAUGUUAAUGGCUUGGCGGAAACAUCGGGCGAACCUCGAUGGGGGAAGUUGUCCAUCAAGGAUAAUACGGGGGGAUUUUGUGAAUGCAAAAUUAUUGCUAACCACACAUACCCAAUACCCGAUGGCUGGUAUACACUCAUAGGCACCGGUGGACGUCGCAUUCGAUCAGGUCGUACCUGGGUAGUCGGGCGGCAAAGAUAUGGCAAGAAGUUUGAGAAAGUGUCAGUGAUCAGUUUGGCAGAUGAUGAAGAAGUAGGAAAGUUGCGGGAACUCGGAGUUGAAAGAUGUCUUCACACAGAUAUUUGUUGAUUUAAUUGGGUUGACAGUGUGCUGCACACUAGUCCACUUAAUUGCGGUGAGAUAGGAUGGUAAACAAUGGUAGCACAUUAUUUACACAACCCAUAAGGACCCGAUAGUCUGUAGUUUCUUUUCCAUCUCUCUUCCUUCUUAUUGGUAUCAGUCGUCUGAUUCAGGAUGGCAAGAAUCCUCGGAGGGAGGUAUAUGGGUCGACGUGGACAG